Messenger RNA from Hippoglossus stenolepis (Pacific halibut), 1606 nucleotides. Its product is annotated as melanocortin-2 receptor accessory protein 2A. Bases 162 to 863 code for a protein of 233 amino acids. Gene Ontology annotation, cellular component: plasma membrane; endoplasmic reticulum. Gene Ontology annotation, biological process: regulation of adenylate cyclase-activating G protein-coupled receptor signaling pathway; protein localization to plasma membrane. The record is from RefSeq and is a predicted model, not a curated record. Gene Ontology annotation, molecular function: type 1 melanocortin receptor binding; signaling receptor regulator activity; type 3 melanocortin receptor binding. Lineage: Eukaryota; Metazoa; Chordata; Actinopteri; Pleuronectiformes; Pleuronectidae. The transcript has 4 exons.
CUCAGUCAGUGGUUGACAUGAUACUUGAAGAACAAUCCCAGUCUCCCUCUGGAUGUCGUAUAGAGAGGAGGCUGGAUGAGGCUGAUGCGCACUGAGCUGCUGCUGCUGCUUCUCCUCCAGGACACUCGCAGGGAUGGAGGGAGUUUUUGCGUGACGGUGACAUGAUGGAUUCCCCCUCUCAUCUCCACAUCUUGGGUUCGUUACAACCGGGGGUGGAGAUGUCCGACCUGCACAACCGGAGCCAGCCCAGCGCGCGUCGCGGGGACUACGUGUGGCAGUACGAGUACUAUGACGACGAGGAGCCCGUGUCCUUUGAGGGACUCAGGGCGCACAGAUACUCCAUCGUCAUCGGCUUCUGGGUCGGACUCGCUGUGUUUGUCAUCUUCAUGUUCUUUGUGCUCACGCUGCUCACAAAGACGGGAGCUCCACAUCAGGAAAAUCCAGAUGCUGCUGAGAAGCGGCAUCAGCCAGGGAGAUGUCUGGUUGACCUCGGCGGUGUCCAGGAUGAAAAUGAAAAGGCCUUCUCUCGUCCACUGCUAGAAGGGUCCCGCUCGUAUUUUCAUUUCUUUAUCAACGAGGAGGAUCAGGGUGAGGGGAAACCAAAACCAGCAGACAAGAAGUUUGGGAAGCACACGGGGGCUGGAGCCCAGCACGGCACCUGCAACCGGCCCAGGGGAGGCAGCUCCCCGGGGAUGGAUGAUAUGGAGGACGAUGUUGAGGAAGCUGGGGGACACCACCAACCUCUGAAGGGACUAAUGGAGGAGAGUAAGAGAGACAGAGAGUGUGCCUCCCUGUCCCACUUCAACAUCCCCAAUUUUGUGAAUUUGGAGCACAGCUCAACGCUGGGGGAGGACGAUUUGUAGAGCGACCCGCUCGUCGUACUGGAGCGACCCCCCCCCCCACACUCUCAGGAUGUUCACUGUGACAUCCACCAAGGCUGUUUCUACAAAAGAGAUGACAGGCAAAGACAGAGUGGUUUUAAUUUCCUUUCCUUUUCACGGGGCCAUGUGUGACCGUUCAGUCUCAGAAAGACGCUCACCUGCCACACACCAUCUACCGUUUUCAUCCUUAUUAAGCUCAAGAGUGUUUUGAGGCUCUUCAACAAGCGUACUUUCGGAUCGGCAAGUAAUCUGCACAAAUGCUGCCCGACAAUUCCUUAUUAAGUGCAGCUCAGUUUUACAAAGGCAUUUCAUUGUGGAGACAAAAUUGCCUGGAAAAUAGUAGCUUUCACUUCAGCUCCUCCGGGGUUGAGAGUGGCUUCUGGAAAAGAUGAAUUACGACACAGGAGCAGAUUGAAAAAGGGUCACUGGAGAGCGAUGGGUUGUUGAAUUGUUUCCUUGUGCAAACCCUGGAUGUUGGACAUUUUUCCCUGCGACGAGACUCAAACGCCCCCCCGGUCAACCAAGAAGAUUAAAAACACAGGAUUGUUGUUGCUCUAGAAACAGGUGAAGUGUAUUUUUACUGUGUGAUAAGUAGCACUGAAUCAAACAUAUCAUUGUUCCUUUACAGGGUAUAGGCAACCUGAGGCCAUGGGUGGUAAUGUGAUUUAAUGCUUUUGUAUUCUGCUGAAUGUAGUUGACAAAUAAAGCUGAUGUGAUUUUGGAAA